Messenger RNA from Protopolystoma xenopodis, 318 nucleotides. The record is from the annotation of a GenBank genome assembly. NCBI's taxonomy places the organism in Eukaryota, Metazoa, Platyhelminthes, Monogenea, Polystomatidea, Polystomatidae.
AUGUCGAGUGGCAUCAAUUUUGCAUCAGAAAAAGAUCUUUCAACGGCAUAUUUGCGCUCUUUCUCAGAGAAUAAGCGUGGCCAUCACUUGGAGGAGGAGUCAAAUCAAACAAAACGCUUGCCAGCCAACAUUAGACUAGAUGACCAAAUGUAUCAGCUUUUUCUUGGGCUACCACUUGAUACGCGCCAACUUUUGUCUGCAUCUGCUGGUGUAUUCGCCACCCUCACGAUGAUUCGCUUUGUCCUAUCUGAUUGGAUGCCUGUCUGGCUUUUUCAGCUUGAUUCCACUAGGAAGGCAUGUAAGCGCUGCAGGAUAUAA